This is a messenger RNA of Ilex paraguariensis (yerba mate), 1107 nucleotides long. Lineage: Eukaryota; Viridiplantae; Streptophyta; Magnoliopsida; Aquifoliales; Aquifoliaceae. The record is from the annotation of a GenBank genome assembly.
AAAGGCUUCAUCAAGAAACCCUUGCUAUAGAUACUCUGCUUAGAACUUGGAAGAGAAGGUACACAAAGCAUCAGUGUGGUGGUGAAGAUGGCCCAAAGGAAAAAGCCGAACAUUCUUAUUACCGGAACACCUGGAACGGGCAAGACGGUCACGGCGUCUGGACUGGAGGCGGCCACUCAGCUCCGCCACAUCAACAUUGGAGACCUCGUGAAAGAGAAGAACUUGCACGACGGUUGGGACGACGAGCUUGAUUGCUAUAUCAUCAACGAAGACCUCGUGUGUGAUGAACUUGAGGAUUUGAUGGAAGAGGGGGGAAACAUUGUGGACUAUCAUGGCUGUGACUUCUUUCCUGAGCGUUGGUUUGACCGUGUGGUGGUGCUUCAAACUGACAACGAGGUGUUGUACGAUCGAUUACAUGGGAGAGGCUAUACGGGUGCGAAGCUUACAAACAACAUUGAGUGUGAAAUCUUUCAAGUGUUGCUGGAGGAGGCAAAGAAAAGUUAUCGCGAGGAUAUUGUGGUGGCACUAACCAGUAACGCUAUCGUGGACAUGAACACGAACCUGGCGACUUUGGCUGAUUGGAUUAGGAGUUGGAACCCCACCUCCUGAUCAUAACAUCGACACUUCAAAGUAAAAUAGUUGUUUAGGGUCAUAAUCCUUGCUGUAGAAGGGUCCUUGCAGAAAGGUUUGCAUCAUUCUUGUUUCUUCUUUUCUUUUCUUUAUGUAUGUCUGAAAACUAGUUUUGAUUCUAUGUUAUAACAGUACCAAGGUGUUUACUAUUCUGGAUCCUGUGCUCUUUAAAUUCUUCUUCGUCUAAUUCGUCUGCCUUUCAUCAAAAGCAAUGAUUUGAGUGCAAUGCUGAAGCCUGGUCUAUGAUUGCUACACUAGUUCAUAAAACUUCGGCUUACAUCAAACAGCUUGUUCAAUGGUGCCAAAUUCUGGUGCUUUAUGGCAACGAGGAAACAUUUUGGUGCUUCUCUUUUGGUGAUUUUAGUAUUUGUUCCGCUCAAUACCUCAACAUCGAUGCUCAAAUUGCAAUAUGCUUACAUUAUAUCUUUUUUGAACAUGGCUACUUGCAUUACACAAUGGUAUGUACACGACUAUCCG